Messenger RNA from Salvia hispanica, 2475 nucleotides. NCBI's taxonomy places the organism in Eukaryota, Viridiplantae, Streptophyta, Magnoliopsida, Lamiales, Lamiaceae. The record is from RefSeq and is a predicted model, not a curated record.
CAAUAAUUACAUGUAACUAUGCAUUUACCAGAGUCUUCAACAGUUAUUUAGAAGUGUCGAGAUUACUAGAUUAACAAAGUGCAAAUACAUGAAAAGAAAAAAAAAAAAAAAUUACACAGUAAUCGAGAAUUUGGAGUGCGCUUUAUUCAUGUGAAAGUGUGAUGGAGUAUAAUUCCCUUUGGCAUCCCUUCCCUUUCCUACUCCACUUGCCCAACAACGAAUGUCUGUACUACUACUAUCUCUCUCUCUCCUCUUCUUUCUCAGGUGAGGUGAGGUGAGGUGAGUAAAACGGCACUCCACUGUUACUGUUUAACUGUUUUCUUCCAUGAAACUGACGCCUGCAGAUUAGAAAUGAUUGAGAGAGGCAAAAUCAAAGUCCCAAUUUGUUUCGUAUCUUUCUUGCUACUGAUAAUACCUUGUGGAUUUUGCGCUUCUCUAAACCCUAACAUUCUUGGCGUCGACCCACGAGACAAAGCUGCAAUCUUGGAGCUCAAAUCCCAUUUUCACGGCUUCAACGAUGGCUUCUCCAUCUCCAACCGCUCCGGCAGGCUCACCACGCUCAACCUCUCCUCCCAUAAUUUGACCGGUGAAAUACACCCCUCUCUCUGCAACCUCACUCUUCUUCAAACCCUCAUUCUCUCACACAAUUCUCUGCGUGGCCCCAUUCCCUCCUGCUUCAAUCUCUUGACGAACCUCAAGCUUUUGGAUCUUAGCUACAAUUCUUUCUAUGGCUCCGCCCCUCAAGCUGUUGCCACGCUCAACCAGCUGGUGAUUCUUGAUCUCAGCCACAAUGAGUAUUCUGGCGAGAUUCCUGCGUGGAUUGGGAAUUUCUCUUCCAAACUCGAGAGACUUAAUUUGGGAUUUAACAAUUUCAGUGGGGAAAUGCCUACUACCUUGUAUUCUGCAAUGUCAUUGCUCUAUCUGGAUUUGUCACACAAUAAUUUGACCGGAGUUGUGGGUGAUUUCCAGCAGGCUUUGGUGCAGCUCAACCUCGCCUCGAAUUCGUUUUCGGGCACUCUGCCCUGCUUCUUGCCAGCUGCUAAGUCCCUCUCAUUGCUCAACUUAGCAAGAAACUCCAUUUUAGGAGGGAUCCCAGCUUGCAUUUCUACUUGUCGUGAGCUGACACAGCUCAAUCUCUCAUUCAACCAACUAGAAUAUGGGAUUUCUCCAAGAUUGGUUUUUUCUGAGCAGUUAGUUGCUUUGGACUUGAGCUUCAACAAGCUGUCUGGAGAUCUUCCAUCUACUAUUGUGGGGGCGCCUGACAAGUCGAGUCUCUUGCUCUUUGAUGUGUCCAAUAAUCUGUUGACAGGGGAGAUUCCAUCAUCUAUCACAGAGCUGAAGAACUUGAAGGCCUUGUUUCUCUCCCAUAAUCUUCUCAGUGGUGAGAUUCCGGAGAGAAUUGGGAAUUUGACCUACCUCCAAGUGAUUGAUCUGUCUCACAAUGCGUUGUCUGGAAAUAUUCCUUUGAACAUUGUUGGUUGCUUUCAGUUACUGGCACUGAAGCUGAACAACAACAAUAUCUCUGGUGAGAUUCCUCCAGAGCUUGAUGCAUUGGAUAGUUUGAGGAUACUGGCACUGAGCAACAACAGAAUCUCCGGGGAGAUCCCUCUCACCUUGGCAGGGUGCAAGUCAUUGGAAGUUGUCGAUUUGAGCUCAAACGAGCUUUCUGGCUCUCUGAAUGAUGCUGUAUCCAAAUGGUCCAAGCUUAGGUUUUUAUCCCUCUCACAUAACAAGCUGAAUGGAUCCCUACCGAGUUGGUUGUUCACAUUUGAAGCAAUCAAGACGAUCAAUCUUAUGGGCAACAAGUUCUCUGGCUACAUACCAGAUGGUAGUUUCAACACUAGUUCAAAUUUUAAUCACAGGGAUAAUGGUGGAUCAGAGUAUAGAGAUGUUGAAAUGCAGGUCUCUGUAGUAAUUUCUGCUAGAAAUGAAGUGAUGUUCGACUACGAGCUAACAAGCAGAAGUGGGAUUGACAUCUCAGAUAAUGCACUCAAAGGGGCAAUCCCAGCAGGGAUGUUUGGAUUGCAAGGUUUGCAGUAUCUAAACCUGUCACAUAACUUCCUCGAGGGUGAAAUUCCAGCAGGGAUGGGGAAGAUGUUUAGUUUGGAGGUGCUAGACUUGUCUCAUAACUCCUUUUCAGGGGCUACUGGAGGUUUCCUGGGGCGUUUGCAGGCAACCCAGGCCUCUGUCUCGAGGAAUCAUCAUGCGAUGGGAAGAGACGGCCUUCAAUGCUACUGAGAGAUGGGAGCGAGCAGGGACUGAUUUCAGUGAAGAUUUUGUGUGUAACUAGUUUUGUUAGUUUCUAUGCAGGUGUUAUUGGGCUUUGUUGUUAUGGUCAAACCAGAAACUACAUGUUGCAGACCAAAAACUACUGAUUUUUAUGGUAGAAAAGAUUAAGUAGCACCUUGUGUUUGCUUCCAACAUAAAUGUCUCACAAGAUUUAGUUUCUGUAAAUAAAGAUUCCUGCUUGUUCUA